CAGGGCUGGGCGUGGUGGGCUGGCGGCAACUGGAUGGCGAAGCACCCCACGUUCACAGAAAUGAUGUCACUUGAUAUAUCUGACAGUGCCCAAAUAUAUGCUGCAUUUGUGGUGUAUCUGGACCUCUUAGAAGGGAGAAACUGGCAUGAAGUGAAGCACGUUGGAGUAGCAGAAUUGCAGCUGGUGUGCUUACAUGCACGUGAAAAAGAGCAAGACAGUUUCCAAGUGAUGGUGCCGGUACCUGUGCACAUGUCCUUGAGCCAUGAGAGGAUCAGAGAAAUCCUGAGGAAGGCGUCCCUCCCCCAGGACGACCCCGACACCCCGCUGUCAGUUACUUUGGCCAUAGUUGAGUCAGAUUCCACAACAGUCUACUACAAAGUGACUGAUGGCUUUGUACUACCAGACCCUCCUGACGACACCGAAGAGGCCAACAAUAAACAGUGGAGGAAGAAAAGAAAGAAGCUUUUCAAAUGAUCGAAGCAAAUGGACUUCUCUUGAACUGCUGUCCUCAAACCUAAGCAAACCCAGGAGAGGAGAUAAGGGCUGUGCUGAAGGCUGCCCUCUGUACCUCGAGCUUCUGUUCAGGGAGUGCAGCUGUACUGUAAUGUAAUGCCAUUUAAAGUCUGCCAUGGGUCACACUU
Messenger RNA from Indicator indicator, 641 nucleotides. RefSeq names its product tRNA splicing endonuclease subunit 15 (gene TSEN15). Gene Ontology annotation, biological process: tRNA splicing, via endonucleolytic cleavage and ligation. The record is from RefSeq and is a predicted model, not a curated record. Bases 34 to 474 code for a protein of 146 amino acids. The transcript has 4 exons. Lineage: Eukaryota; Metazoa; Chordata; Aves; Piciformes; Indicatoridae. Gene Ontology annotation, molecular function: nucleic acid binding.